AUGUCAAUGGAAAAAGUAGGAGUUCGAAUCUCGGCAAGAAUUCACCAACACAAACAACCUACUGAUACCACAAUUAAAGUUAAACCAUAUGUUAUGGGCCCAGAAAAAGCAAUGAAUAAGAAAGAAGAUUCUUGCGAUAGAAAUAUGGUAACUUUUGCCAUGAAGUCUAACAAUAACUUCAGAGCUGAACUUAGUACUGCUGCAUAUGAAAUACUGAAAGUCCAACUAUUUGAUAAACUUGACACAAUGUCAUGCUCAGACUUUCCGUCACUAGGCUUCUCUGUUCAAAACAAUGUAGACCAAGUUAACACUAUAGUAUUCCAGACAAUCAAAGUCACCCUAACAAAGGGAAGUAGUAAUUCGACAAAUAAACAACUUAAAUUUACGGUCAAUCUUUAUAACUCUACAUCAUCAAUAGUGGCCAAUGGCAAUGGAGUACGAUAUUUUGUAGACAACUUUUUUACUCCAAUUCUUGAAUAUUUACAUCAACACUCAGAUAAUAUUGAUAUCAUCAACAAUAGUGUUAAAGGUAUGAUUGUUAACUCAAAGAUAGAAACUAUUUCUGAGAAUCACCUCAAUAAAAGUUCUGAGAGACAGACUCUUGCCAUAACAGAUAGUCUUAGUACAAAUACGUCGGCCUCAGUUAAUAUGGCACACAUAGAUACAACAUCUCGAUGUCCAAUUUGCUCUGAUGUUGCAAAUGAUGACACAAUUAACUGUGACACUUGUCUUGAAUGGUUUCAUUACUCAUGUGUUCAACUAAACAAAUCUAAGGUGGACAAAAUACCAUCAAUAGCACCAUUCACAUGCCCGUUAUGUUGUAAUGACCUUUUACAUACAAACACUACUAGUACAAUUGAGACUUUGUGUAUACCAACAGAUGAACCGAUACCUUCUAUACCGUCUUCAGCUAACAUAAACUUACCUUCAAGUGGCGUUAUAUCAAACAUAUCUACAUCUUCAUCUUCUAGUGUUCUUAAGUCAUCUAUAUCAGUUGCUAACUCUGUGCCAUAUGUUAUUCCAACAACAACUAGUUCAAAUUUUAGUACUGCAUGUCUGACUUCUACUCUUCAUCAAAUACAAUCAACUUCCAGUUGUAAUACAACAAAUACAACCUCAGUAUCAUCAGGUGCAAUAUCAUCUAUCAUAUCACCAAUUAAAAGCAAGAAGAAAGCUCCAAAUAAAUUAAUGUUAGAGAAUGAUAAUCUUAGAUCUUUUAUCAUAGAACUUGAGCAGAAAAUUAAUGAUCAAGAGAGAACUAUAAAUUUGCUAAAAUCUGCAAAACCCAGUAAUGAGUAUACAAGUACACAAACUUUUACGAACAAUCAAAACAACAUGAAUGGACUUCCCAAUUCUGGGUACAAGGAAAACAUGGACAAUAUAGAAAAGAAGCUUGCUACUCUCAUGGACUACCAACACAUGCUUGCCUUCUCAAAUCUGAACUCUAGAAUCGAUAAUCUUCAGAACACUAUGAUGAAAAAUCCACAUACUCCAUUCUCAACAGUUCAAAAUCCGUAUGCUCCAUCUUUUCCAAUUCAAACUCAUUUUCAGCAUAAUGUACAUCCUCAUUCAUACUUUCAUCAUGGAAACAGCUUUACCGCUCCUUUUAGACAGGUUCCAAAUAUGCAUAUUCCGGUAAACCCGAUUUAUCAACAUGAAAUUAAUCUCGCUCAUCCAGGACACAAUUCGUUUACUCCGUCUCAUCCGUUUCACAAUGCUCAUGUCUCGUCAAACAUCACUCAGUCUGCUCAAUCUAUAAAUCAAGUACAUACCGACUCAAGUCAAUCUCUUCAUCAAAGAAAUUCGCAUCAUUUAACUAAACCACCCACUGGUCAUUAUUCUAAUCGUAACCUUAGUAAUGCUCAGGCCAACUCUAACACUCGUAGAGGCCCAUCACACACAAAGAGAACACAUCCUCCAUCAUACGGUGAAUCAGUUUCAAGAAUAUAUAGUCAAAACAAAAGAGAUGACUCUCCAUCUUCAUCAUCUAAAUUAAUUCAAGCGAAUAACAAACCUAACAUCAACAAUCAUAGUGAAGUUAACAAUACCUUAUUACAAUCUAGUGAAACCAAAGUCAUUGAAAACAUAGUGGUACCAUCUAAUGAAACCAAAUUCAUUGAUAGUCAAUGUUCAGAUCCUUUUCUAGACAAAGGAAUGACAGAACCGGACAUUCGGGAGAUGUAA
This is a messenger RNA of Mytilus trossulus (common blue mussel), 2184 nucleotides long. RefSeq lists its product as uncharacterized. The transcript has a single exon. The record is from RefSeq and is a predicted model, not a curated record. The coding region runs from base 1 to 2184 and encodes 727 amino acids. Lineage: Eukaryota; Metazoa; Mollusca; Bivalvia; Mytilida; Mytilidae.